GAAACGAACUCCACGGUGGUCAGACGGCUGGUAGAAGAAGAGAACGUAGGUGUCUGGCAGUCGGAACAUGUCUUGCAACGGGAGGCGCCGUGGCACUUUACUUCUACAGCGAUACAACGAGCGGUGGUGGCAGGAAGAGGAUGGAGAGGCACAGCAUCAACGAUUUGACAUUACUGCCAUCCAUCCCGACCGUUAAAGCUAAGGAGAAGGCACAGUCGUUCGACUUUGACGAUGGACAGGUGCACAUGUCAUCCCAUGAGCAACGCUUCCGUAUGUUCAGUUCAGUGGAAUAUGAAGGGCAGCUGUACAUGACUCCACAAAACUUUAUUGAGUCUGUCACCAUGAGCGAACCAAGACACAAGAGGCCCUGGAGAUCCCUGACCAAACAGGAGUUGGAGAAGAUCCUGUCAGGAACUCCCCCAGUAUGGCGAGGAUCCUCCAAACUGUUCCGCAACUUGAGAGACAGAGGCAUCAUCUCAUAUACAGAGUACCUGUUCCUGCUCUGCAUCCUGACAAAACCCCAUGCUGGCUUCAAGAUUGCUUUCAAUAUGUUUGAUGCAGACGGUAACCAGAUGGUGGACAAGAGGGAGUUCUUGGUGCUUCAGGAGAUCUUCAGGAAGAAAAAUGAGAAAAAGGGAAGGAAAGGGGACGCUGAGAAGUCAGCACAGUUGAGUAUGCAGCUGUAUGGAUAUCAGGUUGCCCCCAUGAACAGCGUGCUAAAAAAAGACAGUCAGGAGUUUGUGGCGCGGAGUUACUGGGACGUUCUGAGACGAAGCGCCAGUCAAGUCCUCUUUUCUGACCUGGCAGAGGAUUUUACGCUUGAGCGAGCAGAUGAGAGUAUUACGAUUGACACCACCCUUCUGGUCCAUUUCUUUGGGAAGAAAGGAAAAGCAGAGCUUACCUUCGAUGACUUCUACAGGUUUAUGGAUAACCUGCAGACUGAGGUGUUGGAAAUUGAGUUUUUGACCUACUCUAAAGGAAUGACCACCAUCAGUGAAGAAGACUUUGCCAAAAUCCUGCUACGCUUCACCAAUGUGGAGAAUAUAAGCUCCUACCUAGAGAAUGUCCGCCAGUGUAUACCGGACGAGAAGGGAAUCACCUUUGAUGAGUUCAGAUCCUUCUUUCAGUUUCUCAACAACCUUGAAGACUUUGCUAUUGCCAUGCAAAUGUAUAAUUUUGCUGCUCGCUCGAUUGGACAAGAUGAGUUUGCAAGAGCGGUGUAUGUAGCCACAGGACUGAAGCUGACGCGUCACCUUGUAAACACCAUCUUCAAGAUCUUUGAUGUAGACCACGAUGACAAGCUCUCAUACAAAGAGUUCAUCGGUAUCAUGAAGGAUCGGCUGCACAGAGGAGCCAGGGGCUAUAAAGCUGUGGAGCGUGCCACCUCUUUUAGAUCCUGUCUGAAGAAGGAGCUGGCAAGCAGUAGGUGAAGGGCCAACAGCACACCUCCUUCUCCAGCUGUGUUCACUCUGAGGCCAGAAGACAAGUGCACCAGCUCUGGAGGAGGUACAAGGAGAAACCUUAGGGGAGAACACAGAUAGAGAGCAGAAAAAAUAUGGAGGAGGAUUAAAAACCAGCCUGAUGACAGAAUAAAUUGGACUGAGCUCUGAGUUUUAAAGUCAGAGACCUUAGUUAACAGCAUUGUGUUUUAGAGGACAGAUCUCCAGUGGACAUCCAAACUCUACAAGCAUGAUCAUACACAGCUGAGUGAUACUUUCUAUGGUGAUAAUGGGCAGUGUCAUGCUUUUAUGGUUCCUCUUUUCUCAGUAAUCUUGAUCUGAUGUCAAACAAUCAAAAUAUGAUUUACAGCAUAUGAUGACAAAAUAGAACUGACCAGCCUAACAUGGUUUUCAUUAUUUUUUAUUUAAUACCAAUAUUAUAAUAAUGUGACUAUGCAAGUUUUAGCUCACCCAGUGUCAGCUGGGAUUGGCUCUAGCACCCCCCACAACCCUAUUCAGGAAUAAGCGGUAUAGAUAACUGAUGGAUGGAAGUUUUAGCAUUACUGAAUUACCAUUUGAAUGAUAUCUUUACUUAAUGACUCAUGUCUCUUUUAUUCCCUUCAGAGCCUGAAGUGGACAGAGAUCAUGUGAUCAAACUAUAAAAUGUGUUGUUUUUUAAGGAAUAAUAAUGAAACUGAUGCACUACAAACUGUAACAACUGAAGGAGCACAACAAUAAUUAAAUACCAAAAUGUAUAAAAUUUAUAACA
Monopterus albus (swamp eel) is the source of this 2208-nucleotide messenger RNA. RefSeq names its product mitochondrial calcium uptake family, member 3a (gene micu3a). The record is from RefSeq and is a predicted model, not a curated record. The transcript has 16 exons. Gene Ontology annotation, molecular function: calcium ion binding. Bases 141 to 1430 code for a protein of 429 amino acids. Gene Ontology annotation, cellular component: uniplex complex. Gene Ontology annotation, biological process: calcium import into the mitochondrion; mitochondrial calcium ion homeostasis. NCBI's taxonomy places the organism in Eukaryota, Metazoa, Chordata, Actinopteri, Synbranchiformes, Synbranchidae.